UCAGAUUCUCUCUACAGAGACCUCCACAGCACAGAGAUCCAGAUAUGGCUCCUACAAUCAACCCAGCAAGGACCAACUCUCAGGAGCAUCUGACUCUGAACCACAAGCUCCGAAAGCCUGUGGUAGAGAAACUACGCAGAGAGCGAAUCAACAGCAGCAUCGAGCAACUAAAGUCUCUCUUGGCUCCAGAGUUUCUCAAACAGCAGCCAGAGUCCAAGCUGGAGAAAGCAGACAUCUUGGAGAUGACAGUUUGCUUCCUGAGACAACUGCAGAAGCAGAAGCAGCAGCAGCAGCAUCCAGCUCUAGACACAGGAGCUGUUGAGUUAGGCUAUGCCAAAUGUGUCCACGUGGUGACAAACUUCCUCUCCAAAGAUGAGCUGGAGACGCAGUCCCAGAAGAGACAGUUUAACAACUUCAGCAAGCUGCAGACUUCAUUUGAGAAAAACCUGAAAGAGGCUAAAUUCUCUUCUGUGAACUACACAGUCCAGACAAGUAUCAAUAAAGUCAAGAGUCCAACCACCAGCACCCCCUGGAGGCCAUGGUAGACAUCUACAGCCUGAGGUUAUGGCCUGAAAAAGUAUACCAGACUGGUAGACAGAACAUGUACUGACAUGUGU
Messenger RNA from Gambusia affinis (western mosquitofish), 617 nucleotides. RefSeq names its product transcription factor HES-5-like. The transcript is spliced from 2 exons. Lineage: Eukaryota; Metazoa; Chordata; Actinopteri; Cyprinodontiformes; Poeciliidae. Gene Ontology annotation, molecular function: protein dimerization activity; DNA-binding transcription factor activity, RNA polymerase II-specific; RNA polymerase II cis-regulatory region sequence-specific DNA binding. Gene Ontology annotation, cellular component: nucleus. The coding region runs from base 45 to 545 and encodes 166 amino acids. The record is from RefSeq and is a predicted model, not a curated record. Gene Ontology annotation, biological process: regulation of transcription by RNA polymerase II; anterior/posterior pattern specification; regulation of neurogenesis.